AUGGGAGAAAUUUUGCGCAGAUGGACAAAUUUCUGGACAACACUCAGCGAUUUUUUGCUUCAACUUGAAGACUAUAUUCCUACGAUUCCAGAUUCUUUAACAACCAAUUAUUUAAGAAGUGCGGGAUGUGAAUCGACAGAUCCUAGAAUUAUCAGAUUGAUAUUUGCUGCUCAAAAGUUUAUAUCAGAUGUAGCCAAUGACGCCCUUCAACAUUGUCAAACGCUCAAUAAUACCCCUGCUAACGUAAGCAAUUCAAAGAAUCCGAAAUUAAACAAGGAUAAAAAGUACACAUUAACCAUGGAGGAUUUGGCACCGGCUCUACAAGAUUAUGGAAUUUCUGUGAAAAAACCACAUUAUUAUUUUAAACUAGAAUAUAUUAUUUUGCAAAAUUAA
This is a messenger RNA of Ctenocephalides felis (cat flea), 393 nucleotides long. Its product is annotated as transcription initiation factor TFIID subunit 10-like. Gene Ontology annotation, biological process: transcription initiation at RNA polymerase II promoter. Gene Ontology annotation, molecular function: RNA polymerase II general transcription initiation factor activity; promoter-specific chromatin binding. NCBI's taxonomy places the organism in Eukaryota, Metazoa, Arthropoda, Insecta, Siphonaptera, Pulicidae. The record is from RefSeq and is a predicted model, not a curated record. Gene Ontology annotation, cellular component: nucleus; SAGA complex; transcription factor TFIID complex.